Molecule: messenger RNA, 2982 nt
Organism: Rhodofomes roseus
Lineage: Eukaryota; Fungi; Basidiomycota; Agaricomycetes; Polyporales; Fomitopsidaceae
Product: RNB-domain-containing protein
Exons: 18
Coding region: 1-2982 (993 amino acids)
Biological process (GO): rRNA catabolic process
Cellular component (GO): nuclear exosome (RNase complex); cytoplasmic exosome (RNase complex)
Molecular function (GO): 3'-5'-RNA exonuclease activity; RNA binding; endonuclease activity
Source: RefSeq, a predicted model, not a curated record
AUGGUAGAUAUCACUAUCAGGAAACGUCCCCGGACGGAAGCGGUUCUCACGCAACGCAAAUUCUUCAAGAAAACGGCGAGAGGGAAGGUGAUCAAAGUCCUCCGCGAAAGAUACCUGCGGGACGAUGUAGGCUGCGGAAUCGAUGGCUGCAGCGUCUGCCACGACCUGAGAGACUUCAGUCUGCCAUCGUCUGGGUCAUCUGCCCACGCACAGUACCCGAACGGCCAUUUCGUCUUACCAGACACGAAUGUCUUCCUCGCCCAGAUGGACUUAAUGGAAUCGGACCUCUUUAACCCACCCAUCAUCCUCUUGCAAACAGUAAUGGAAGAAGUGCGACAUCGGUCGCUUCCACUCUAUAAUCGUCUGAAAGCGCUCAUUCGAGCCGAAGACAAGCGCAUAUGGGUGUUCUACAAUGAAUAUAGAUCCGAGACGGCCGUGAUUCGAGAGGAAGGCGAAUCACCUAAUGACAGAAAUGACCGCGGGAUCCGCAUGGCUACUGCGUGGUACAAAACUCAUAUUUCCCUUGCUCGGCCUCCCGUACGAGGGCAACCUUCGAGACCAUCACCGACAGUUGUCCUGCUGUCGGAUGACGUGGCAAAUCGUCAGAAAGCAGAAAAAGAAGGGCUCGUGUCCAUUUCAGUGCGUAAAUACGUCGAAGCGCUUCAAGACACUUCCAAACUACUGGAUCUCCUGUCUGCCCCCGGAUCAGAUGAGGUUGAACCGACCAGAGUCGCUUCUGCCAGGCAGGCAUUGUACCCGGAUUAUCUGCCGAUGUCAACGUUAGGCGCAGGGGUCAAGUCCGGACAACUCCACCAAGGGCACUUCAAUGCUAAUCAAUACAACUAUUUGGAGGGAAAUGUACCAGUGGCCGCGUUCGACAAACCGAUCCUUCUGAUUGGUCGGGAGAAUAUGAACAGGGCUGUGCAAGGUGACGUCGUGGCGGUCGAGGUGUUCAGCGAAAGUGAAUGGAAGGCGCCCGCAGACGAGGUCGUUGAGCAAGAGACAACAUUGAGGAAUGACGAUGCGGACGAGUCCGAAGAGGAGAACGACGAUGAAGAGGCCAUCGCCGAGCGUAAGGUUUUGCAAGCGGAGCGGGCACGAAGAGAAGCGUCUGUUCGACAACCCACGGGCCGUGUCGUCGGCAUCAUCAAACGUAACUGGAGGUCUUAUGUUUGUCACAUUGACAGCACGUCCUUGACGUCUUCCAACACUACAUCGCUGUCUCAGCAAACGGUAUUCGCCACACCCGUGUCCCGGCUCCUCCCUCGUAUACGCCUUCGCACACGCCAGGCGCCCGCCUUGCUCGGUCAAAAAAUCUUAGUCACCAUAGACCGAUGGGAUAGUACAUCUCGCUACCCCGAGGGUCACUUCGUACGUGCGCUGGGGAAGGUUGAGAGCAAAGAGGCCGAGCAGGAGAGUUUGCUGCUAGAGUUCGACAUCCCAUACAGGCCCUUCGGGAAAGCUAUUCUUGACUGUUUGCCGCCGGAGGGUGACCACUGGGUUGUGCCGCCCAAGACCGCUGACAACCCGGUUUGGAGGGACAGGGAGGACCUGAGAGACCUCAUCAUCUGCAGUAUAGACCCCCCCGGAUGCCAGGACAUUGACGAUGCGCUUCACGCACGGACACUUCCUAACGGGAACAUCGAAGCCGGCGUUCAUAUCGCCGACGUCUCUCAUUUCGUUCACCCGGACAACCCAAUGGAUAGCGAAGCUGCUGCGCGCGGAACCACGGUAUAUCUGGUUGACAAGCGCAUUGACAUGUUGCCGGCGCUUUUGGGCACGAAUCUCUGCUCCCUGCGACCGCAUGUAGAGCGUCUGGCAUUCUCCGUGAUCUGGGAAUUAACGCCUGAAGCCGACAUUGUCAAUGUCCGGUUCACCAAAUCCGUUAUUGCCUCGAAGUCGGCAUUUACGUAUGAGGAGGCCCAGAUCCGCAAGGAUGAUCCGAAGCUCGACGAUGACCUUACAAAGAGCAUCAGACUGCUUAAUUCUCUCGCGCAGAAGCUGAAGGCGAACAGAAUGGCUGCGGGUGCACUGAAUCUCGCCUCGCCCGAAGUCAAGAUCCAGCUGGAUAGCUCUGAAUCUUCUGACCCCAUCGACGUCGAGCAGAAGGAAUUGCGCGAGACAAACAGCCUUGUCGAGGAGUUCAUGCUGCUCGCGAACAUCAGCGUAGCGCGCAAAAUAGAAGAGGCCUUCCCACAGACUGCCGUAUUACGACGACAUUUGCCUCCACCACGCUCGAAUUUCGAGAAGUUGCAAGAUAUCCUCCAGAAGCGGAAGGGAUUGACUCUUGAUGUCUCCAGUUCUCGUGCCCUCGCGGAUUCGCUGGACAAAUGCCUAGAUCCCAACGAGCCCGCCUUCAAUACUUUGGUACGCAUCAUGGCAACGCGUUGCAUGCUGUCGGCGGAAUACUUCUGUUCCGGAAGCGUAGCCCGUGAUACGUUCGGGCAUUACGGUCUAGCGAGUUCAAUAUACACACACUUCACAAGCCCCAUCAGGCGGUACGCCGAUGUGCUCGUGCAUCGACAGCUUUCUGCUGCGAUCGGGUACUCGUCGUUACAUGCCACGCUGCAUUCCAAGAGCCACGUUGAGCGAGUUCUCGACGUCGUGAAUCGACGUCAUAGGAUGGCUCAAAUGGCAGGCCGUGCCAGCGUGGAGUUCUAUGUCGGAUUGGCUCUCAAGUCUCGCGGAAAGGGCAAGGCAACUACGGAAGAAGCCUUCGUUAUCCGCACCUUCAGAAAUGGUCUGGCGGUGUAUGUGUCAAAACUGGGCAUCGAGGGCCUUGUGACGUUCAAGCGGGAGACGCAGUUCGAUCCCGACGCAUACACUAUGACCGUGCCUGCUGCUUCUCCCGAGGCCGUUGGCACUACUAUCGCGGUAUUCGACAAGGUAACGGUCGAGAUAGAGGUCGAGAAGGAUAAAAACACCCAACGCGGUCGGGUGAAGAUGACGUUGAGAAGUCCAGUUGACUCUAGUACGUUGUAG